Molecule: messenger RNA, 1836 nt
Organism: Plasmodium vivax (malaria parasite P. vivax)
Lineage: Eukaryota; Apicomplexa; Aconoidasida; Haemosporida; Plasmodiidae
Product: nucleoside-diphosphatase mig-23, putative
Exons: 4
Coding region: 1-1707 (568 amino acids)
Biological process (GO): nucleoside diphosphate catabolic process
Cellular component (GO): membrane
Molecular function (GO): nucleoside diphosphate phosphatase activity
Source: RefSeq, a predicted model, not a curated record
AUGAAAAAUGGAAGAGGCUCCCCCAAGCAGCCGUUUCGACUCCUAGCGCUGGUGUGCGCGGUGAUAAUAUACCUAGGGAUAAGCACCAGGGGGAACCAGACCACGGAUGGAAGUCACCUGCACAAGGCAGUGGUCAUUGACGCAGGGUCCACGGGAACGAGGGUCCACAUAUACAAGUACAAAAUUGUGGGAAACGAAAAAGGAAUCAACAUACACAUCCCAUCGAUCAGUUACAGAACGACCCCAGGGUUGGUGUACCUCCUGAAUAACUACUUUUCAAAUGAUGAGAAAGUGCCCUUUUAUGAGUAUUUCAAAAAUAUAAAAACAUUUCUGUAUGAACAUGUUAAGGUAAAAGAAAGAUCCAGCACCCCCAUCAUGAUUCGCGCGUCAGGAGGAUUCAGACUGCUCAGCAUAACCGAGUCGGACAGUUACAUAAAUUUUGUAAAGCAAUAUUUGUUAAUGAACUUUACGGAUUUUCUUCUAAUUGAUGAGUUGCUCAUCAAAGUGCUAAGUGGGAAGGAAGAGGCCAUUUUGUCCUUCGUCUCGAUUUACGCCCUUCUGGAGAAGUUCACCCCCAGCCCUGUGACGUUCACCAAUUUGGGGGAGUCGCAUGGGGAGAACACCGCGUCAGCAGCGUCCGCAGCGGGGGAUGCGGCCCAGGCUACCUUCGGAAAGGCUCCCCAAGCGAACAAAUUGAGCGAAGGGACCAAGGGGGAGAACGACAUCAUAGGGGUCCUGGAGCUAGGCGGCGCCACGGCCCAAGUAGUAAUAAAAUUCCCCCUCUCCAAAAUGGACGCAGAUAUAAAAAAUUUGUUUAAUUAUAAACACAGCGAAAAAAUGAAGAAGAGUGUGAUUGAGGAAAAUUAUAAAAAUAAAAACGUCGUGAAGAUUCACCUUUUUGAUGAUGACAUAUAUCUUUAUUGCAAAAGUUACCUCGUGUUGGGGAGGCAAAACGCCAUGAAGACGUACCUCCAUUAUAUUAUUCAUCAGCAUAAUGGGGAAGAGCAGGUGGACGUAAAGGGCCUCUCCGCAGGGGAGAAGAACUCCCCAAUCGUUGUGGAUGCUCAGAAGAAUGCAAGUGAUAAAACUAAGUUCAUUCCAGUUGCUUGCUUCCCAAAAAACUUCAAAUUUUACGUCAAUAAUUUAUACGAGACUUCCAUUGAGGAGGAGCUGCACGAGUAUGACGGGAAGACGCAGAUGAGCGAAGACGACUACGUCGCUGUGGGUACCGGCAACAUCGACGUGUGCAGGGCCCAAAUACAGACCAUCCUCAACUACGCGCAGAUUGACGACCUUCCGUUUAAGCUGAAGCGGUUCAUAAAGCUCUACGGCAUUGAGAACUUCCACCACUUCGCCAUCGACAUUCUGAACCUCCCAGAGAGCUUCGACCCCAUCGCGCUCGACUCCAAUAUGUACUUGGAAAAGGCGAAGGAAGUCUGCCCGCUGACCAUUGACGAAAUUGUGAAGGUGGUGCGGCCCGGCGCCAACAUCGAGAAGGCGCAGACGUCCUGCUUCGGGCUAAUAUUCCUGUACGAGUUCAUGCGGUACAUCCUGAAGAUUGACCAGCCCAUAACGUUCCAGUCGACCAACUACAUAAACAACAUCAGCAUCACCUGGACAGUGGCCGUUCUGCUAAUGGAGCUCCCGCCCCACUUGCACACAAUUAAAAAGCAGGCAAAGGAACCCCAUCACAACGAUGAACUGUGAAUGGGGAAGUCACCCACCCCUUUUACGUGGCGAAGUAGAGGAGCGGCACGCACGUUGCCUUGUCUCUUCUUCCCACUUUUGUUUUUGUCAUACGCGAGGAAGAACUGAAGAGUCGUAGUACACGCUUAU